AUGUCUAAACUAUUUAAAUACAAAAAAGUUGGGAAUAGCUUAGUGGUUAUAACUAAAGAUUCAAUUGAAUUAAUGGAUUAAUUAAGAACAGAGCAUUCUAAUCUUUGCAAAUCCAAAUCUGAAUUGGAGAUAAAAAAAUAGUUGAUAGAGGAUAAAAUGAGAGAAUUAUCAAUCAAGUAAAAUUCCUUUUACUAACAUAGUGAUUAAUUAGAUAUUCCAAAGACAAUGUAUAAAUAUCCUAUUGAUUCUCAAAAUGAUUAAAGAACUUUAGAUGAAGAAAUAAACUUUCAAAUCAAUGACUAUUAAGAAUUCAUUUCUGAUUUUUAAGAAAAUGAUACAAAAACUAAAAAAGAAUUAUUUAAUUAUUUUAGUUAUAAAUCUGAUAUUAAAGAUCUAUUUAAUGAUCCUAAUAAUACAAACAAUCUAAAAAAACUUGCAGAAGAAUUUGGAAUUAAAUCAAAUAAUAUUAAUAAGAUGAAAUAACAAAUUACGAUAAUUUAGAAUUAUUUGUAAAACUAAUCAUUUCCAUCUUCAUGGAAUAAUAUUUAUAAUACAGAAUUAUUUGAUAAAUUAGAAAUUUGA
Paramecium pentaurelia is the source of this 582-nucleotide messenger RNA. NCBI's taxonomy places the organism in Eukaryota, Ciliophora, Oligohymenophorea, Peniculida, Parameciidae. The record is from the annotation of a GenBank genome assembly.